CCAUUUUUUGAGCACGGCUUUAUUUUUAGGUUACUUGUAAAAAGUGUAAAUAUGAAACAAAACAAGCAAAUAAUUUGACAAAAACCAUGUCGACAAAAAUUAGAUCGACACAAAAACACUUUCGUUAGUGAAUAUUACUGCACCUUAACAAUAGGUGGUUGAACAUGGCCUCGGACCAAGAACUCCUCCUAUACAAAGAAAUCAUAAACCGAGGGUGUUGCCAGCGCUGCGCCCUCCGAUAUUUAUGUUGCGAUAAAACUUUGAUAAGUUUUGACUUCCCCAGCACUUCUUUGGUUAACUUUGGUUAUAUGUCUCCGAUGGAAGAGUUUGAAAUGGAACGUCCGUCCAAAAAAAAAAAGCCUAACGCAUGUACUGUCUGUUUAGGUCUUUUCCAAGAUCCCUUGAUUGAGGAAAUAAUGACACAUGAAGAUAUUUCGAAAAUUGCAGAAUACAAGUGUCAAUUGUAUACAGUACAUAUAACCUUUCCAGCUUGCGUACUUAUAAGAGAUCAUAGUAUGAAAAUACACUUACAAAGAAUGUUUCCAGAGACAUUUAAUGUUGAGGCAGUUACAAAGAUUAAUCAUUUUUGGCGUCAAUGUGUUGAACACAAGCUAUCGAAGCUUCUGGGAAAAAAGUGUAAUCCGCGCACAUCCAAGCUGACUCUUCACUUUUAUACUAGUUAUCAGUUGGAGAAUGAAGAAGUGGCUUUUGUUCAAGAAUUUGUCAAGGAUAAUUUAGUACACCCAUCAAGUAGACACUCUGUUGCCACGUUAUUGCAAUCAGUACCGGAUGAAAAAUUUAUACAGAUGGUAAAUAUUCCUCCGAAAGUACCGUUCUACAGCUUGGAUUUAGCAGAGUUCAAGGUUUUCUCAGAAUCAAUUCAUCUUAUAGGAAAUUACUGUAAAUAUUCAAGAAAGUUAUUGCAAAUGCAAAUACCAGAUGAUCUCGCUGAUUAUACUGCAGGUGAUAGUGUAGAAAAUAUUAUUGUGAGAGCUGUAAAGCAGGUUGUAGGAGAGAUAAAACAGGUAUCAUUUCAAGCCUCCAGUUUUGAUGAUCCAUCUGUGAGAGUUUUAGGAAAUGGUAAAACUUUCCAUUUACAGCUAUUUGAUCCCAAAUUUGAAGAAAUACCUCGCUCCGUUUGUCAAAAAAUUGAAAAAAUCAUUAACAAGACUAAAGUAGUCCGUGUGACAAAUCUACAACAAAACAAUAAGAAGGACAUUUCUCUAGCUAUGGAUUCAGAAAAUUUGAGUCCGCGUUUGUUCAAAGCCUUGUGCCUAAUUCAAGACUUCAAAAAUUUAGAUCAGUGCAUAAACGCUGUCAAUAUGUACCCAAACUUAAUGGUUAACCAAAAACUCCCAAUUAGAAUGUUGCAUCAAAAUCGACGAUACGACCUUCGCAAGAAAAAAAUUUAUUUUAUGAAAGCCACUAAAUUGAGAGAUAAUUUAAUUGAGUUAGAAUUAUGUAUAGAAAACGGACUCAACAUUCGAGAAUUUAUUGAUGGAGAUUUGGGACGAACUAGUCCGUCCGUGUCAGAGAUAAUGAGGGCUAAAGCAGGUAUUUUGGCGUUAGACGUGAUCGAUUUUCGGACAACAUUACCAUGCGCAGCGGAGGAAGGAGAGGUUGUAAUAUAAUGUAUAUAGAAGGUACAUAAUUAUCAGGAUACUUAUUGGUAGUAAUUUAUUUGGAAAAGAAUAAAUAAAAUAAACAAAA
This is a messenger RNA of Zophobas morio, 1710 nucleotides long. RefSeq names its product putative tRNA pseudouridine synthase Pus10. Gene Ontology annotation, biological process: tRNA pseudouridine synthesis. Bases 165 to 1631 code for a protein of 488 amino acids. The record is from RefSeq and is a predicted model, not a curated record. Lineage: Eukaryota; Metazoa; Arthropoda; Insecta; Coleoptera; Tenebrionidae. The transcript is spliced from 7 exons. Gene Ontology annotation, molecular function: pseudouridine synthase activity.